AUGGCAUGGAGGGAUGGUUACACUGUUCAGAUUUUACAGCAUGGUAGAUUCUUCAUUGCGGCAUCGGUUCUGACAACUGGUUCUAAUGAUCCCUAUGGUGUUCUAGGUGUUUAUCUCAGUUCAAAUCAUCUACAUAGAAUGGCUCAGUUUGCUGAAUUAACUUUAGUCACCCAACAGUUCGAUGUUAAGGUUGUGUUAAUGGGUGAUUUUAAUGUCAUUUCUAAUCAAUUGGAGAAAGCAGGUGGGGGUGCUAAAUCUUCUUUUUCUAUUGAAAUCUUUAACAGUUUUAUUGAUGAUAAUUCCCUGAUUGAUAUUGGUAUGGUCGGAAGACCAUUCACUUGGUCGAAUAGACGGAGUGGUGAUGAGUUGAUACAGGAAAGACUGGACCGAUUCCUGGACGGUACUACCUACCACAAGGGAUGCAAGAGGCCGCAAUGUGAGAUUAGAGGAACUCCAGCGAACAUGAGUGGUUGUUCUUCACUACAGCCAAGCCCACAGGCAUCAACGUUCCCAAGCCCUGUUCCUUCCUACCAUGCUAGCCCAACUUCCUCAUCAUUCCCCAACCCCUCUCGCAUUGAUCGCAACCUUCAAAACCCCUCUUCAUUCCUCCUACCAUUCAUUCAUAACAUCACCUCCAUCCCCACAAACCUUCCUCCUCUUAGAAUAUCCAAUAGUGCCCCUGUUACCCCUCCUCUUUCUUCCCCAACCUCUAGGGGUUCUAAAAGGAAGGCGGAUUUUGAAUCCCUCUCCAAUGUUUCCUCUCUUAAUUCGUUCCGCCAUCCUCUCUUUUCAGUAUCCGCCCCAUCCAGUCCCUUCCGCCGCCACCAAUUGGCUACUUCCACCAUUCCUGAGUGUGAUGAAUCUGAUGCUUCCACUGUGGACUCCGGUCGCUGGGUUAGUUUUCAGACAACGACGGCCUCGGCUGCUCCUCCAUCGCCUACCUUUAACCUUGUGAAACCAGCAAUGCAGCAGAUCACUCCCCAGAGUUCCAUGGAUAUGAAUGAAGGCAUGCAAUGGGGCCAGACUGCAGAGAAAGGAAGACCAUCGGAUUUUGACUUUGAGAAUGGUAGAGUGAAGCCAUGGGAGGGUGAGAGGAUACAUGAGGUGGGAGUGGAUGAGUUGGAACUUACUCUAGGCUGUGGAAAGGCCUGAUGUUGAAAAAAUUGUUUAGGGCUACCUCCAGGCAAAACGGCGUCGUUUAAGGCUGCCUAUAUGGACCACAAACCGCCAGCUCAGCGCUCCGGCUGCUGAGUCACGCCGGAAAUUGGUGGAAGGACCAGGAUUUCACACGGAGCUCAAUCUGAAGGGUGCAAUUAGAGCAUUUUGAAAGUUAGGGGUAACAUUGGUGCACGGACUCAAUCUGAGGGACCAUUUUGGGAAUUUACUCUCUUUUUUCUUUCCAUACAAGUGGUGGAGUUUGGAGGGACUUCGAAUAAAAUACUAGAUAACUACAAACAUUUUAAUCAGUAUGGAUUAAUUUAAUGAUUAGUUAAUUAGUAUAAUUGAAUAAUUGUUAGGAAUUUGAAUUUUAUUUUAUCUUUGUAGUAAUUUAUAUCUAUUCAUGAAUUGGACUGAAAAAUGAGUAAAAUAUCAAUUCAGAUCCU
Arachis ipaensis is the source of this 1604-nucleotide messenger RNA. Lineage: Eukaryota; Viridiplantae; Streptophyta; Magnoliopsida; Fabales; Fabaceae. The record is from RefSeq and is a predicted model, not a curated record.